UCUAGCCGCAGUUGCAAGACUGUACUGUCGUAUUUUCAGUCAUGACGCGCAGAGUCCGAAAUGUCGACGUGGAUGACUGGGAUGACGGUUGGGGAGACGACUCUUGGGGGGGCGGCUGGGGAGGCGGUUGGGACGAGGGCUACGCGAAGCCCAAGCCAAAGCCAAAGCCAAAGGCCAAUGUGAUUCCUGGCAUGGCACCUGCCAAGGCCAAAUCCUCUGCCAAAUCUGCGCCAAAGGCGAAACCUGACGCCAAGCCCAAGGCCGAAGCCAAGGCUGAAGCCAAGGCUGUGAAGGAGACGCUUGAGGCAGAGGUAGAGCUUCCGCCGGAAGCUCCACAAGAUGAUCGCCCGACCAUCAGCCUGGUGGUGGUAGGUCACGUGGAUGCAGGGAAGAGUACCUUGAUGGGCCAUUUGCUGUGCCUUGUGGGGCAGGUUUCGUCAAAGCAGCUUCACAAGUUUGAGAAAGAGUCGAAGGAGAUGGGGAAGGCAUCCUUUUUCUAUGCCUGGGUGCUGGAUGAGGGAGACGAUGAACGAUCGCGCGGUGUCACCAUCGACGUGUGCGUGAAACAUUUUAGUACCAAAUCCAGGCAAUUUACCAUCUUGGAUGCACCUGGUCACCGGGACUUUGUUCCGAACAUGGUGCGUGGCGCGGUCCAGGCUGAUGUUGCCAUUCUGGUGGUCGAUGUGAGCCACUUUGAGGCAGGCUUUGACCGUGGUGGACAAACCAAAGAGCAUUUGCAGCUGAUCCGUGCAUUGGGCAUCUCCAAUGUGGUGGUAGCUGUGAACAAACUCGACACGUGCAACUGGGACCAGAAGGUUUUUGAAGAGACCAAGCGGCGAGUCAACGAUUACAUGGUUGGCCCGGAAGUUGGCUUCAAACAGAGCAGUGUGAAUUUCGUUCCGCUCAGUGGCUUCUCUGGCGAGAAUAUGCUAGAAAGAAAGGAACCGAAGCUCUCAUGGUGGACAGGGCCAACUCUUGUGGAGGCCUUGGAUCAAUUGCCACCUCCUCCCCGGCCAUCGAGCACGGCACCUUUAAGGCUGUGUGUGUCAGAUGUUUACCGGUCAGGGGCGAAUACCUGCUUGUCGGGCAAAGUCGUGUCGGGCACCAUUAGUGUCGGCCAGAAGGUUGUUCUGCAGCCAUCCAACGAGCAGACAGUAGUGAAGAGUUUGCAGAUGAGGGACGCGCCCGCGCGUUCUGCAAGAGCGGGUGAUCAUCUUGACUCAGUCCUAGUUCCAGUUGAGCCGCAGUUUGCCUCCAUUGGCGGUGUCAUCAGCGACAGGAGCACGGUGCCUGUGUCUGAUACCCUCCAGGUGCAGAUCUUGGUGUUCGAAACAGAGGUCCCUUUGAUGCGAGGUGCACAGCUGAUGUGCUAUUUGCAUACAGAAACUCUCACAGCAACGCUUGUACGCCUUGAAAAGCUCAUUGUGAAGGGCGAAACUCAAGAUCGGCGGCCCAAGUGCUUAGUCAAGGGCAACAAUGCCAUCGUUUGGUUGCAGCUCAAUGAGAAGGUUUGCGUAGAACCAAAGUCGCAGUCUUCAGCUAUGACGCCGUGUGAUCCCUCAGAAGAAAAAAGCGUAGUCUUGUAGUGAAGAUUUCAUGAUCUCUUUGUUUCACAUAUGUUUUCUCUUUUGUUUUUAUUUGUGUGUGGUUUUUGUUCUCUCUCUCUCUCUCUCCCUCUCAUUUUCUUCUCUGUCUGGCUUUGUUCGUUUUUGCCUCCUUCCAAGCAGAGCAAGAGCCUAGAAUCGUAGAAACCCAGUCAUAGGCUCAGCCGAUUCGUACUCCGUGACCGUGGUCGCACGGUGCUGAUCUCAAGACAUCAAUCUAAACAGUUCGAGCAUGAACAUUUUCCAAAGCAUUGAACAUGCGCACUUUGAGAUUCAAUACACAUUUGUCAGGGUUUGCGGUUCUUUAGACAUGCCAUUCUAUUUUGAGGCUGGUCAAGUGCUGGUCAAGCUAGGUUUACUAUCUGCAAAACACACAAAUCCAACAUAGGCGAAUUCCACUGCAUAUGGUUGUUUUGUGAGGUUGGUGCUGGAGUCGUGCUGGCUGUGCAGUAGGACUGACCGAGAGAGAGGGUGCAACUUGUGCGUACACAAAAAGUUUUAUAGUUGCAUUCCCAAAUCAUGUCCAGGUGAUUCGUCUCUGCUUACUGCAGCCUCCAUUGCUGGCCACAACCAGAACUGAUGAUCCGGCUGCAGCGAAGAAGAAACAGUGGAGAUGUGAUGUGAUGCAAUGAUACAUGCCUUGUGUGGCAUGCAGAGC
Durusdinium trenchii is the source of this 2262-nucleotide messenger RNA. The record is from the annotation of a GenBank genome assembly. NCBI's taxonomy places the organism in Eukaryota, Dinophyceae, Suessiales, Symbiodiniaceae.